CCCACUGCUCUCGGCACUCGGUCGGACACUCGCUCGACGGCAGCAUGGCGGCCAACUCGUCAUACCUGUCCAAGGGCAUUGAGAUUGUGCGGCAAGCAUGUGUGGCAGACUCUGAGGAGAAGUUUGAGGAGGCAUACAACCUCUAUGUCUCCUCCCUCCAGUACUUUAUGCAUGCCCUCAAGUGGGAGAAGAACGACCGGCUCAAGGCGUCGAUUCGUACAAAGGUGGAGGAGUACAUGGCGCGGGCGGAGAAGCUCAAGGCAUUUCUGGACGGGCAGGAGAAGGACGCGCCCUCGGGUGGGGUUGCAGUCAAAAAGCGCAAGCCGAAGAAGGGCGGGAGCGGCGGUGGUGGCGGCGACGGUGGCGGCGGCGAUGAUGACGACGACAGCGAUCCGGAGCAGGCACGGCUCCGUGGAGCGCUGGCGUCUGCGAUUCUGACAGAAAAGCCCAACGUCAAGUGGGACGACGUGGCCGGGCUUGAGAACGCUAAGGAGGCGCUGAAGGAGGCAGUCAUUCUGCCGAUGAAGUUCCCGCAGCUGUUCCAGGGCAAGCGUAAGCCGUGGAAGGGCAUUCUGCUGUACGGGCCGCCCGGGACGGGCAAGUCGUACCUGGCCAAGGCGCUGGCCAACGAGGCUGACUGCACAUUCUUCUCGGUCUCGUCUUCGGACCUUGUCUCCAAGUGGAUGGGCGAGUCUGAGCGGCUGGUGCGGCAGCUGUUCGAGAUGGCGCGCGACGCUGGGCGGGCCAUUAUCUUUAUCGAUGAGGUCGACUCGCUCUGCGGUUCGCGGUCGGACAACGAGAGCGAGUCGUCGCGGCGGAUCAAGACCGAGUUCCUUGUGCAGAUGAACGGAGUGGGCAAGGAUGACGACGGCAUCCUAGUUGCUGCGGCGACCAACACGCCGAUGCAGAUUGACUCGGCCAUGCGCCGGCGUUUCGAGAAGCGCAUUUACAUCCCGCUGCCCGAGCUCGAGGCGCGCAUCCGCAUGUUCGAAAUCCACAUCGGCAACGACCCGCUCGUCAAGCUCACCCCGCAGGACUACAGACGGCUCGGCGAGCUCACCGAAGGCUACUCGGGUGCCGACAUUGGCAUUGUCACCCGCGACGCGCUCAUGCAGCCCAUCCGCAAGGUCCAGACCGCAAAGUUCUUCAAGGAGCUGCCCAACGGCAAGGUCACUCCGUGCAGGCCCAACGACCCUGCUGGCUCGCCCAUGACCUGGGUCGACAUCGAGGGCGAGAAGCUUCAGGAGCCCGACGUGAUCAUGGACGACUUUCUGCACGCCCUCGAGACCACCCGCCCUACCGUCUCGCCCGAGGACCUUGAGAUGUACGAGAAGUUUACCGCUGACUUUGGCCAGGAAGGGUAGCGCGAGCAGCAUGAGUAGCGCGAGCAAAGCGUACACAAUGAACAGGGCAACCGCUGA
Molecule: messenger RNA, 1421 nt
Organism: Thecamonas trahens ATCC 50062
Lineage: Eukaryota; Apusomonadida; Apusomonadidae
Exons: 2
Coding region: 45-1364 (439 amino acids)
Biological process (GO): vacuole organization; endosomal transport
Molecular function (GO): ATP hydrolysis activity; ATP binding
Source: RefSeq, a predicted model, not a curated record